CUGCUGUUUUUGCUGCCAGUUAAGCUUAUAUCUCUCACACUACAUGAACAUAAAGAAAUCAACCACUCAACCUCACUUUAUGAAUUUACUCUUAAUUUUUCCACCAUUCACUGUGUUAUUAGAAAGAUUGGUUCAGUACUUUUAUUAAGUGGCAGGAACACAACUUUGUCGCAUGGCAACAGUGAAGGAGGCUCCCAGAAUGCUGAGGGGGCUUCAAAAGGGGGAAACGGUUUAAAUGAAGCAUCUUAAAGACAGAAGCCGGAAUGAGCAUUUUUUUUAAAAACAGCAGCCUGAAAUAUAAUUUUAAUUGGUUGAACUGUAAAUCAUGUAAAGCUGCUCAAAGGUCAUCAGAAGGACAAUAUAAAGCCAAAAAUAAGCUUAAUACCUCCUCUGAAAGAAAAAGAACAAAAUAGGUCACAUUUAAUUAUUACAGACUCUAGUGCAUCCUUUUAUGGCCUUAUUUAUAAAUACAAGUACAAUACUAACCUGUCCGAUCAUACAAAGUGAAAAUGACAAGGCUUCCUAAGAGACUGUGCCAGAGCUGUUGAAUAACGUCCAUAUUGUUAUGACGGUGUAUACCUUCAAUAUGCCAAAUGAGCGUGUUGAUAAAAUUAAAUAAUUAAACAUGGUGAAGCUAAAAAAAACCCAUCUUUGUAUAAUAAGCAACAUAACGCCUUAAAAUGUAAAGGAACCAGAAUAUACCCCCCAAGAAACUCCGGGGAACUUAUUCAGCGACGCAACCGCGGUACUUCCGGUGCACAUGUAAACGCUCCAGCGUGAUUCAUAUGUGGAUAGACUACUAAAUUAUUAGUGUAUCGCUUCGUGAAAAGUCCGUUUUUCUUUCUUUAGGCGUCUGUAAACAUGAAGCUCUUAACGCACAACAUGUUGACAUCGCAUGUGAAAGGAGUGGUUAAAGGAUAUCCCCUACUCAUCAAGGUAAACCAGCUCCACUGUUUACACCGCUUACAAGAUAUACAACAGUUAAGUUUCUAGGACUCCUGUUUAUGUGUUUGAACUGUCAUUUAAAAUUAGGCAAAGUUAAAAAGAUGUUUGGUGGCUAGUGCUGUGGCUAGGACUCUGUAUGUACUGUAGAUGAAGUUAGGUGCUGUUCUGAGCAUUAUUUGUGGCUAUAGAGUGGAGUUUUGGUCGAGGUUGGCGUAUGGCAUCUCAGACCGCCGUGUAUUGCUAUUGUGCGGUCGUUACUAAAGCUGGUAUAACUAGAGAAGCAAGCGGUCGGCAACAUUCAUGUCUGGAGGGGAUGUCUAACCCGGUGUUACAGUGUUUUUGACUUAAUUUUACGCCGGGAUAUCCCUUUAAUGUCAAUUUAUGUGAGGUCAUUCACACAACACAGUAAGACCUUAGUGAUCAUUACGUAAGAUGCUCCUGAUGGGUGUCCCAGACAGUAGAGGCUCAUUUGAGAGUAGCAGGAGGGGUUCAUCAGUACAAUAAAACAGCUUUCAAUGCAAACUGAGCACACACUGUACCCUCAACCUGUACAAAACUUUUAAAAAGCCAGUGGUAUUACUCUGUAGCAUUUAAUUAUGGUCACAUGUAUUUGAAACACAGCUACACUCUUAACUGGAUAAGCUCACUCUCAUGUUUUGUAUUUCCUUCCUGUUUUCCUUUUGAAGGCCACUGAGGUGAAGAUGAAUGAGGUGGAGUUUAACCCUCAGUUUGUCAGCCGAAUGAUCCCCAAACUGGAGUGGAGUGCUCUGGUCCAGGCAGCAGAGGAGGUAAGAUGACUGCAGCUGAAUCUGUAGGAACGAUUGACAUCUCUCUUUAUAGAUAUGAUGUAAUGAAAUUGUUUAAUCAAGGCUCCUCUUAGACUCGUGGAUGGUUGACAGCAUUGAGAAAGAAACUAGAGACUUGUGAGGAAAAUCUUUGAACCCUACUUUGAGUGCUAAAGAGGAGCUGAUUUUGUCUUAACAAACAAGAGGUUACUAUUUUCUUUUGUUAUUAUUACAAUCAAAGCGCUCUAUUAUUAUAUUUAUUAUUAUUAUUUAUUAUUAUUACAAUCUAGCGCUCCAGAAAUGAUUCAGGGGUUAAUUCUGUAUAAAGGAGAUCAAUCUAUUAUUCAGAUAUACGUUUGUAUAAUUUCACAACAACAGUCGGGAGAUUUGUUCAAAUUUUGUAAAACCAAUGAAAUUGUUUAAGAAGAAUCUAGAAAAGGGGGAUCCUAAUUAAAGCAAAUUAGAGAAAACACAGACCAUUGCUGAGUGGUCACCAGUCAAAAUGACCAGAUUACACUUUUUUAAUAUGAUGUGAACUUGACAAAAUGUAGCAAAUGAAUUACAUAAACAUUUUGUGAUGUCAAAGUAAAGCAGGUACUUUUCUGUAUUAACCGCAGGAUAUUAUUCUCAUGGGAAAUAACUCAAGGAAAGGAUAAAAGGCGUUUUUAAUCUCAAGUACUGUGUUUUAACAGCAGCAGUGGAUGCACAGUGUGUACCCGUACUACUGCAUACUCCUUGGUGUGUUGUAAUUUGUUGCUGCCGUGUGUUGUAUUACAUGCCUGUCUUUUGUGCCCAAAGACACAAGGUGAACACUCAGACCUCUUUCUUUUCAACAUCCAAUCAAGAGUUUACAACAGUCCUGACUGAGCAUUAUUUACCUUUUUAGUUGGGUCAUCGAGAGGACCUGCCAGGUGAGCUGAUGGCAGAGUACGAGAAAGACGAAGAGUUCCUGAAGAAGGUGCACAGAGUGCUGUUAGAGGUGAGGAGGACAUGGUCAUUCCUGUUUACACUUCUUUGUGUUGGUUUUUACAAUUAUGCCUUUAAUUGCAGGUUUUAGGCAUAUCAUGAGUAAGUUCUGAGUAAGGACUGCUGUUUUAAAAUAGUAAUGUUCUGACUGUUGCAAUAAAUUUAUUUGUCUUUUAUUCUAAGAAGUGUCUACAAACUGGGGUAUAAUCAGCAAGACCCAAAGACAGAAAUUAACAGUCACAUAAAGCCGAGAAAAGACAAACCCCUUAAAAUUAAAGAUGUGGGAACCAAAGAAUUCUUGGCCUUUCUGUGUUACAUAAUACUGGCAUUAGUCUCUUACUGCUCUUACUGACCACCUGCAUCCAGCAGUGUUUCCCAUUCUUUCAUUCACACAUUGACUCAUGCUGCAUGAUAAUUACAAGAUAUUGUGGGAUUUGUUUGGAAUACUUAAAUACACCCUUUGGAUAAAACCAAGACAGCCCAUAAUAUUUACUCUUUGACAAAGAAACCCUAUUACUUCACCUGUUCGUCAGAGUUGUGUGUGUGUGUGUGUGUGUGUGUGUGUGUGUGUGUGUGUGUGUGUGUGUGUGUGUGUGUGUGUGUGUAGAAAUAAAAAAGAAACAAUUGUUUUGGGUAAAGACACUAUUCUAACCCCAGUAACUAAACUGCAGGGUUCAAAGUAUAUCCAUCUCCGGCUCUUUCAACCUGUCCGCCUAGUUUACUCUGUGAAUCCAGGGAAUCUGGCAGGAAAAAUACAGAUGGUCAGAAAACUCAAAUUAAACUGAAAUUAAAUGUAAAGAUACCCUUCAAGGUUUUUAUUCGGUGUGACUCUGUAACACAAGGGUUUAUAUUUAUGAUCCAAUUUACCUGCCUCAAAAAAUAUUUGUUUGUAUUUUCAAUCCCAAAAUAUGAACACCAUUAUUUGCUGAAGUUUCCUUUUCUUAGCUGUUUUUCUGAACAAGAUCAGGCAUUUCUUGGUGUGUUGUCUCCAACUUUGGUUACAUAAAACUGCUGCAAUUGGACAAUGUACAGGUGGUGGUCUAGAACAGAUUUCAUUUCAUAAUUCAAAGUGUUGCUGAAGGUGAGAUCAAACCAAAAUCUUAUCUCCUGAUGAAGGCUGUAUCUGGAUAAGGAUGUGUACUUAACCACCAUAUUGCAGACAUUACAUACACUCACCAGCCACUAGUUUAGCUACACCUUGCUAGAAGCAUGUUGGACCCCCUCUUGCCUUCAGCACUGCCUUAAAUCUUCGUGGCAUACUUUUAACAAAAUGUUGGAAACAUUUCUGAGAGAUUUUGUCCAUAUUAAUGUGAGAGUAUCACUCAGGUGCUGCAGAUCUGUCAGCUGCAAAUCUCCCGUUUCCCCACAUCCCAAAGGUGAUUUACUAUGAUUUAUGGGUUAUUUAUUUAUGAUUUGAGCUUUGUGACAUGGAGCAUUAUCCUGCUGGAAGUAGAAGAUGGGUCCACUCUUAAAGGGAUAGACAUGGUCACCAUCAAUACCCAGAUAGACUGUGGCAUUUAUGAUGCCCAGUUGGUACAAAGGGGCCCAAAGUGUGCUACCCCUCUACACCAUUACAACAGCAGCAGCCUGAACCAUGGAUACAAGGCAGGGUGGAUCCAUGCUUUCAUGUAGUUUAUGCCAAAUUCUGACCCACUGUCUGAAUGUCACAGCUGAAAUCGAGGCUCAUCAGACCAGGGACCAUUUCACCUGUCUUCUAAUAUGAGUUGAUAGGAGUGGCACCUGGUGUGACCUUUAGCUGCUGUGGCCCAUCUGCUUCAAUGUUCAACAUGUUGUGGGUUCAAAGAUGAUAUUUGGUUAUUUGACUCACUGCUGCCCUUCUAUCAUCAUGAACCAGUCUGCCCGUUCUCCUCUGACUCCUGACAUCCUUUUUGUCCACACAGCUGCUGCAUAGUGAAUAUUUUCUCUUUUCCUGAUCAUUUUUGUUGUAAACCCCACAUCUGGUUGUGUGUGAAAAACCCAGUAGAUCAGCAGUUUCUGAACUAUUCAGACCAGCCCAUCUGGCACCAACAACCAUGCCACAUUCAAAGUCACUUAAAUCCCCUUUCUCCCUGUUCAGAUGUUCAGAACUUCAGCAGACCCUCUUGACCAUGUCUAAAAGCCUAAAUGCACUGAGUUGCUGCCAUGUGAUUGGCUAAUUAGCUAUUUGUGUUAACAAGCAAUUGAACAAGUGUACCUAAUAAAGUGGCUGAUGAGUGUUUAUUCACUGACUACACAGUUUAAUCAAAUCUACAUGGAAAUAACAUGCAGAUACUUUUUGUUUUACACUAGAUACUGAUAUAAAAUAUUUCAAUAUAAACAUUUAAUAUAUUUGAUUUAUCAUCUUUGCAUUACUUUCAUUUAAAGGCAGGUUUUAAGUGAUUUGCAAACUAACAAAUACUUUUCUUACUUCGCUUUUAUACAGCCUCUAAACUCUUGCACAACAAUGGUUACAUGAAACUGAUGGGAAUGAUAAAGAUGAAUGAAAUAAAGUUCAAGGAACCUGCUGUGAACACCUAUCAGCAAACAGCACAUGUUCAGCCUGUGUCAGCCCACUGGAUUGUUUGAGAACCACUUCCAGAAAAUGUCGAUUUGAAGGUUUUUAACCAGUGACUCAAAGGCUAAACCACUUGUACCAAAAGUAUGGCAGCGGUGUUGUUCUUUUUGACUCUUGCUUUUGGCUCAUGAAAACAUGAUUUGUUUUUCCCGAUGAUGACAUCUUGUGGUGACCUCAUGAUGCCUGUCUCGUGUGUUUGGGUGUGUGUUUUUGCUGCAGGUGGAGGUGAUAGAGGGCUGUCUGCAGUGCCCUGAAUCAGGACGAGAGUUUCCAAUCACCAGAGGAAUUCCUAACAUGCUGCUGAACGAAGAUGAGGUGUAGACAGAUCUCCACCACGCAGUCUCACCCUGAAAUUGUCCCUCAGCUAGUCUAUGGUAUUCAGAGAGGCUGGACUCUUGCACACCACACUGUUUGGUUGAUUGGUUGUACUUCUGACAUCAAUGUGGCAGAAAAAGAUUUGAAGAAUAAGCGAUGGAAAAUUUCCCUUGGAUUAACCCCCGGUGGUAUUUAUUUUUGUAACUGUUUGUGCUCUUUUUUCUUCAAUUAAACUGUUCUGAUUUCCAUGACAGCCAAAA
Messenger RNA from Xyrichtys novacula (pearly razorfish), 5825 nucleotides. The record is from the annotation of a GenBank genome assembly. NCBI's taxonomy places the organism in Eukaryota, Metazoa, Chordata, Actinopteri, Labriformes, Labridae.